AUGUCCCUUCUUCGCAGUGUCGCCCUCGCGACUCUCGCGCUUCGCGUCGCCGCAGACCCAAUCAUAGGCAACAUAGUUCCCGCCUCAUACGGGGGCGUACCAUCUCCCCCACUCGGCUACAUGGUCGAUAACAUGCGUGCCAACUCAGGCCUGGGCUACCCAUCGCCUGCCAAGUCUAUUACUCUCGCAGACAUCAUCCCCCAGGUCGAUUCCAAGGGUAAUAGCCGCUGCUGUCCCGUCGGCACCAUCAACGACGGCACAGGCUGCGUUUUCCAGGAGUCUUCUGUCUGUGAAAAGGGCACUAUCCUCCAAGGAAACGUCUGUGUGAGUGUUGACGGACCGCAGUGUCCUGGAAACCUCAAGUUCGAUGGCAGGAUCUGUCGCAGUGACGAGCCACCCAAGUGUCCUGGGUUGUCGCAGUACAACGUUGCCACCAACCAGUGUGAGUCUUCGACUGGUCCCAAGUGUCCUGCUACGUACAACCUCGACAAGGGAACUUGUGUUUCCCAGUCGCCUCCAUCCUGCCCCAUCGGCUACAGCGAAAAGAACGGCCUUUGCGUUGAUAACUUCCCCCCUGUGUGUCAUGGAGCAAACCAAGUCUAUGAUAAGGGAUCAUGUGUUAGCAAAGACCCUCCUAGUUGUCCCAAAGGAACGAAGCCUCAGGGGAGGAAAUGCGCUGGAGUUAUUCCCCCAGUAUGUGGGAGCGACGCCAGGCUUGAGCGUGGACAUUGCGUGUUGACUCCAGAAUGCCCUGAGAAGUACAAGUUCAAUAGAUGGGUCUGCGUCAGGGAAGAUGACCCUGUUUGCUCCUCUGGAGUCUUCAAGAAUGGAGUUUGCCAGGCUGAUCCCACGUGCCCGGUCGGCUACACCUACGACGCAAAUGUUGACACCUGCACAUAUAUUACAGAGCUUCAAUGUAGCUCUGGAUAUAAGAUCUUUACCGCGACAUCUGGUGCCAAGGGUUGUUGCAAGGAGGGCACCGACGACUUUGACGGAACGUUCUGCUCGUGGGAAGUUACUGACUCCGAGUGCCCUGAAGGUACCGAGUACAAGGAAGGAUAUUGUCGCCAUCCUUCUGAAAGCCCUUCUUGCCCUGACCUGUAUGACUCCGUCGAUGGCAAAUGCGUUAAGCGAACCGUACCUCGGUGCACUCUCGGAAGCUACAACAAAGGGAAGUGCAUCUUGGGCGAUCCAACUUGUCCCUCAGGAAGUCAAUUCAACGGCAAAGAAUGCGUACUUAUUGAGAGAGCCUCUUGCCCUGACGGAUCCAGACUUGUUGGCGAUAAGUGUAUUUCUCUGGACCAGGCAACCUGCCCUCAAGGUCAGCGACUGGAAGGAGACGAUUGCAUCCACGAGGAACCAGCAAAGUGUCCCCCCAACACGAUCCUUGAUAACGGCGUCUGCAAGCACCCCGAUAUCCCCAUUUGCAAGCCUGGCACCAACUAUCUCAAUGAGCACUGCACCUUGCCGACUCUCCCAGCCUGUCCAAAGGGCAGCAUGAUCAGCAACGGAAAGUGUGUCGCGAUCCAACCUCCGCAGUGCCCCGAAAAACAUAGAUAUUGCGGUGCCACUCAUACCUGUGUUCCAACAGGGCCUCCCAAGUGCCCAGACGACCUUGUAUGGGACAGAUAUCACUGCGUGAGCCGAAAACCGGCGACCUGUCCUAGUGGUUACACUCGCGUUGGUUCGGACUGUAUCAGCGAGAACGACCCUCGGUGUAAAGAGGGAUUUGUGUUCGAUGUCAAGUCCCAAGGCUGUGUUUCCAAGGCUGAGCCGGAAUGCGCUGAAGGGCUUAGUUUCGAUGGAACAAAGUGUGCGUCUCCCAAAUCUCCAGAGUGUACUCAUGAAGGGACCAAGUACGAUCCUGAAACACAAUCUUGUAUCGCCGCGCCACCUGGCUGUCCCGAGGGCACAGACCUCAAGAAUGGCGAGUGUGUGCUGAGGGCGCCACCACAAUGCCCUGAAGGUACUGAAAUGAAGGAUGAUUUGUGUGUUGCUAUUAGGGGUCCUGAGUGUGAGGGUAAUCUCACCAUGGUUGACGGACGUUGUGUAUCUGAGAAGCCGCCUAAUUGUGGUGACGGAACUACCUGGGAUGGAUCUCGUUGUGUUAUUGGUACUAGGACUUCAUGCUUCAACUUGGAGGUCUGUCCUCCUAUUGGUGCUGCUGCUCUACCAGCCCCUUCAUUGGAGGUUUAA
This is a messenger RNA of Fusarium musae, 2196 nucleotides long. RefSeq lists its product as uncharacterized. The record is from RefSeq and is a predicted model, not a curated record. The transcript has a single exon. NCBI's taxonomy places the organism in Eukaryota, Fungi, Ascomycota, Sordariomycetes, Hypocreales, Nectriaceae. Bases 1 to 2196 code for a protein of 731 amino acids.